Felis catus (domestic cat) is the source of this 1341-nucleotide messenger RNA. It is a transcript of the gene NEUROD6, whose product is annotated as neuronal differentiation 6. Gene Ontology annotation, biological process: nervous system development; regulation of DNA-templated transcription. Lineage: Eukaryota; Metazoa; Chordata; Mammalia; Carnivora; Felidae. The transcript has 2 exons. The record is from RefSeq and is a predicted model, not a curated record. Bases 150 to 1163 code for a protein of 337 amino acids. Gene Ontology annotation, molecular function: protein dimerization activity.
UAGAGAUCAAUGAGAUAGUGCAGAUAUACACAGAUCUAGAGACUCCAGGAGACGAUGCGACACUCAGCCUGAAAAGAUUUGGAAGAUACAAAAUGAAAACCGAUUAUUGAAUGAAGUUAAAACCUAAGGUAAUUUAAGAUUAGAGAACCAUGUUAACACUACCGUUUGAUGAGUCUGUUGUAAUGCCAGAAUCCCAGAUGUGCAGAAAGUUUUCUAGAGAAUGUGAGGACCAGAAGCAAAUUAAGAAACCAGAAAGCUUUUCCAAACAGAUUGUCCUUCGAGGAAAGAGCAUCAAAAGGGCCCCUGGAGAAGAAACCGAGAAGGAAGAAGAGGAGGAAGACAGGGAAGAGGAAGAUGAAAAUGGCUUGCCCAGAAGGAGGGGUCUUAGGAAAAAAAAGACGACCAAGCUCCGACUGGAGAGGGUCAAGUUCAGGAGACAGGAAGCUAAUGCGCGGGAGAGAAACAGGAUGCAUGGCCUCAACGACGCUCUGGACAAUUUAAGAAAAGUGGUCCCCUGUUACUCCAAAACCCAAAAACUGUCCAAAAUAGAAACUUUACGACUGGCCAAAAACUACAUCUGGGCACUUUCUGAAAUCCUGAGAAUCGGCAAGAGACCUGAUCUGCUCACGUUCGUCCAAAACUUAUGCAAAGGUCUUUCCCAGCCGACUACAAACUUGGUGGCAGGCUGCUUGCAGCUCAACGCCAGGAGUUUCCUGAUGGGUCAGGGUGGGGAGGCUGCGCACCACACAAGGUCACCCUACUCUACCUUCUACCCGCCCUACCACAGCCCUGAGCUCACCACUCCCCCAGGGCAUGGAACUCUUGAUAAUUCCAAGUCCAUGAAACCCUACAAUUAUUGCAGUGCGUAUGAAUCCUUCUAUGAAAGCACUUCCCCUGAGUGUGCCAGCCCUCAGUUUGAAGGUCCCUUAAGUCCUCCCCCAAUUAACUAUAAUGGGAUAUUUUCCCUGAAGCAAGAAGAAACCUUGGACUAUGGCAAAAAUUACAAUUACGGCAUGCAUUACUGUGCAGUGCCACCCAGGGGUCCCCUUGGGCAGGGUGCCAUGUUCAGGUUGCCCACCGACAGCCACUUCCCUUACGACUUACAUCUGCGCAGCCAAUCUCUCACCAUGCAAGAUGAAUUAAAUGCAGUUUUUCAUAAUUAAUGAGGAAAAUGAAAAUAAACAGUGGUCAUUCACCUCCCCCGUCUAAUUAAGACAAAGCAGAUGCUUGUGGGCUGAAUAAUUGGCACAACUCUAUCUAAGGUGUUUACUAGUUUCUGAAGUGUGUUUCAACUAUUGUGAGAAUUUUCUAUGUAAUAAUAAAUCUCUUUUCGUAUGAGAA